UUUAGUCUUUUCUCUGCACACAUUAUAUUUGGCGAUUUCUGUGUCUCUCUCUACACCAGCCAAGGCGUGUGACAAAAAUAGAAGUGAAUCACAUUGAAAAUACUGGGAAGGAAGCUCUGCAAUGAAAACCACAAAAAUAUUAGUACUAAAACACGAAAGCACGCAAAAACGUAAACACUCAAGGACGUCUCUGUCCUCGUUCUUCUUCAUCUUCCAUAUAUUAGGAGCUUGGAAAAAGAACAAGGUUCGGAAUUGUAUCUGGGUUGGAUCCGAAAUCGGACCCACUCUCUGUCUCCCUCUCCCACGCUUCGAUUGUCUUUGUUGCAGAGAGAGAGAGAGAGGGAGGCGAUAAUCGUCUCUUGGUCUUCCUCAUUGUUGCCGCGAACCUCUUAUCAUUAGGUUCCUCUCUCUUUUCUCAAUACGUGUAUAUCAUCAACAUGUAUAUGUAUAUUCAUAUCUUUAUGAUAGAUGCAGAUUUAUUAUUAUUAUUAUUUUCAGGAAUAAGAUUUCAAUUUUAUCUUUGUUGUCUGUUAUGUUUAAUUCUUCAUUUUUUAUAUAUAAUAGUAAUACCAUUCUCAACUUAAUGUUGACAAUUACUACUUUUUCAUUCCCAUGUUUUUGUGUGUAUAACCAUAUAUCUAUGUUUCUAUAUAUAUGUUUUCAACACUUGAUCCAUUUUUGAAAGCCAUGUAAAACUUUUGUUGCUUACUGUAUUCUGCAUUUCUUGUUUCACUUUAUUCAUUGGAGGUUUAAUAUUUUUGUUCUUAUUCAUCAAACCAUCACGGGGACACUGAAAAUUGUCAUAUAUAUAUAUAUUCAAUUUGAAACUCACACCCCUAUUUUGCACUUAGAACGCUAGAACCAUUGGUUAUUGGAUAUGAUUUUAUAAGUAUAUUCUCUUACUAAUUUUUUAAUUUCUUGGAAUUGGCUUAUAAUUUUAAUUUCAUUAUCAGACUUUUAUGAAUUGGGUACCUGAAUGUUGAUUUUUUCCAAUUUUACAAGUGUCAUACUUGUUAUUUUAGUGACUAAAUUUUUUCACAAAGGAUCCUCAUUUUCUUGUUCACCCUCUCAACAGAGGCUAUAAUUGGAUUCAGAUUACAUAGAUGUCUGCUAUUGGCAAAGGUUCUCUGUUUUUCUUUUGCUGUACAUAGCUGUGCUGUUGGCAUCUUGUAUGAAGGCAAUUUUCGUGGUCACAGAGGUUAAAGUUAGUAAUUGUAAUGGGUACUUGUGUAUCAACACCAUCUAGAACAGUUAAACCGCCAAGGAAAUUCCGUCUCCAGCUCUGCAAAUGCCAUGGAAAGCUUUCUAAUUCUGUCCAUAGAGUCAGGAAAAGGAAUAGCGAUGUUGGGACUCGUGUAGCUGAUUUGGCUACAAGUGAGUUUGUUCAUGCAACCACCACUUGCAGAAAAUCUGGGGUUCCCAAUUCAGCAUUCCAUCUCAAACAAUUGCAGCGGCACGAUAGUAAAAUUGAUGCUAAUGUGAUUUGCCAAGAGGAAGCAUGGUUUGACUCGCGCAGUAUUUUGGAGUCUGAAUCAGAUGAUGACUUCAGCAGUGUGCGUGGAGGAUUUUGCACCAAAAGAAAGAAACAAUUAGAUGGUUCUUGUGGAAGCCCUGGCAUUGUAAAAGAGCAUAGAAAUGAUUCUCAAAAGAAAGCUCAAGAGAAUAUUUUGAUGUCUACCUUACCUAAAUUGCUGCCAUCUUCAAGUUCCAGCAACAAGAUCAUCAAUGCACCAAGCCCAGAUCAACAAGAUCAGAGAAAGAAAUCAACAGUUAUUAGGCUUUCAUUAAAGAGGAAAUCAAUCAAAAGAGAAGAGAGAAAUGAAAUUUCUGCAUCAAAAAAAAUUCUGUGUCGUCCGAGAGCAGGACUCACAAUUCCAUGUUGUACAGAAGGGAAGCCAACUAUAGGAUGGUCUGAGAUUGAACCCUCAAAUUUUAAGCUCCGUGGUGCUAACUAUUUUAAAGAUAAGCGCAAAUCCCGUGCGCCAAAUUGCAGUCCGUAUACUCCAAUUGGUGUUGAUCUUUUUAUAUGCCCAAGAAAGGUUAAUCACAUUGCCCAACACCUUGAGCUUCCUACCAUGAAAGGAGAUGGGAAGGUGCCUCCACUUCUUGUUCUCAAUAUUCAGUUACCUACUUAUACUACUCCAUUGUUCCUUGGUGAUGCUGAUGGGGAGGGUUUGAGUCUUGUACUAUAUUUCAAACUUUCAGAGAAUUUUGAGAAUGAAAUCUCUCCUCACUUUAGUGACAACAUUAAGAAAUUGGUAGAGGAUGAUAUGGAAAAGGUUAAAGGGUUUGCAAAAGGAUCCUCAGUUCCUUUCAGAGAAAGGCUCAAGAUCAUGGCUGGGGUGGUUAAUCCGGAUGAUCUGGUCUUAAGUUCUACUGAAAGAAAGCUUUUACAUGCUUAUAAUGAAAAGCCAGUCCUUUCACGCCCUCAACACAAUUUUUAUCAGGGUCCCAAUUACUUUGAGAUUGACCUCGACAUUCAUCGGUUCAGCUACAUCGCAAGGAAGGGACUUGAAUCAUUCCGAGAACGUUUGAGAAAUGGAAUAUUAGAUUUGGGUUUGACAAUUCAGGCACAGAAACCAGAAGAACUGCCUGAGAAAGUGCUUUGCUGUGUGAGAUUGAACAAGAUCGACUUUGUUAAUCAUGGCCAAAUACGCACCAUCUUCACGCGAGAUGAUGUCUAGCAUUUAAAGUUCUUCAUUGGCAUCUGCUUGUGGGAGGGCCAAGAUGUUCAUCCAUUAUGUACAUAUUUCUACUCCCUGCAUUCCCAGACUUGUACAUAUGAAAGGAAAAUAUUUUCCUUUUUGGGGGAAAAUAUUUUCAUUUCAUUUCAUAAUCAUCUGAAGUGCUUUUUAGGGACUGUCCUCAACUAUAUCCUUCCCCAAUACAUCUCAUCAUGUAUUUCCUAUUUCACUAGGUUUAGUCUUUUAGUUUGCCCAGAGAAGAAAAAGGUGGAGGAGGAGGAAAGAAAAAGAGGAAUCAGCUACUUUUUUUUAUUUGAAUGUCAUUUCUCCCCCAGGGUUUAGUCCAUCAUGGGAGGUUGAGGCCCUGUUGUGACAAUAGUGGUGUGUAUGAAUGUGUUAGGUGCGUGCAGCGUGCCUUGCUGUAAAAAGAAUUAAUAAUAAUGUAAAAAAGAUAAAAAGAAAAUAAAUAUUUUAACUGCAGAUUAUC
This is a messenger RNA of Cornus florida, 3171 nucleotides long. RefSeq lists its product as uncharacterized. Lineage: Eukaryota; Viridiplantae; Streptophyta; Magnoliopsida; Cornales; Cornaceae. Bases 1218 to 2684 code for a protein of 488 amino acids. The transcript has 10 exons. The record is from RefSeq and is a predicted model, not a curated record.